AUGUCUAGACAAGCUCAAGCAUUACUUUCACUUCUCCUAUUGGCAACAUGUGCAGCAACCGGGCUGGCAGAUGCGCCACCACCGCCCUUCUCGACCAUCCCAGGCCUAUUCCCUCCUGGGAUUCCAGGGCUAUCUUCGCCUAGAACCCCAGGUGAGAUAGCCAAGUGCUGGUCUUCACUUCAGAACGUUCCAGGGUGUGCAUCGGAAAUUUAUCCCACAAUCUUGACUGGUAAAUUUGCUCUAGGCCCUGCUUGUUGCAAGGCCUUGGUCGAAGUUGAUGAGAAUUGCUUGCGGAAGUUGUUCCCGUUGUUUCCAUCCAUUCCUGCAGUGCUCAAGAGCAGCUGUACUACUGCUGCUGCUCCUAAAGCAGCUAGAUCAAAGCAGUAG
This is a messenger RNA of Malus domestica (apple), 387 nucleotides long. RefSeq lists its product as uncharacterized. Gene Ontology annotation, biological process: double fertilization forming a zygote and endosperm; regulation of double fertilization forming a zygote and endosperm; regulation of protein localization to cell surface. Gene Ontology annotation, cellular component: extracellular region; vesicle. The record is from RefSeq and is a predicted model, not a curated record. NCBI's taxonomy places the organism in Eukaryota, Viridiplantae, Streptophyta, Magnoliopsida, Rosales, Rosaceae.